GUUAUUUAGAAUGUUAAUUAGUAUUUAGUAAAAUAUACCCUUUGUUAAAAAAAUUUAAUAGUACGAAAAUCUAAUCUAGGUGUAAAUAUCUGUGGUCCAGUUUACGUCCUACGAUUUACAUCUGAUUUAAUAAAGUGGAAAGCUAAACGGGAGUUUUUUUUAUCCCAUCACAUUCCAUUUAAGCUUUUCGAUGGCGGUUGAGUCUUGAGAAGACUAAGCGUCCACCGAACAUCCCGCCCAGUAGAAUUGGAUGAUAUAACCACAUAAUGUUCAACAACAGUACAGAAAGCACAAUCCAUAAUGACAAUAGUAGUAAUCCGUGGAUGCGAAACGUGGAAACAGGACAGGCAGCCGUCAUCGAAGAACUUAUUGCUGAAUUUUCUUCUUCUCAGAUGAGACUUACCGAGGUCCGCAGUAUCCUUCUCAUCGGAAUGUAUAUACCACUAUUUUUAGUGGCGGCAAUUGCUAACUCGGUUGUAAUCGUGGUAGUAAUAAAGUAUCAUUACAUGAGAAGUGUAACAAACUAUUUCCUGGUGAACCUUUCAAUUGCUGAUCUUCUAGUUACAUUUAUAUGUAUGCCAAUGGCAGUUGGUCAGUCAGUUACCGGAUUAUGGUUAUAUGGUGAACCAAUGUGUAAAUUGACAUCAUACUUACAAGGAGUGUCUGUCGGUGCAAGCGUAUUUACAAUUGCAGCCAUGAGUAUUGACCGGUAUUUGGCAAUAGAACAUUCAAUGUCAUUUAGAAAAGUGCUAAAUCGAAAAUCAACAAUCUAUGUAAUUCUAGCCUUAUGGCUAGUCGCUAUGGCAAUAUUUGGCCCGGUUUUGUGGGUUCGACAAACAGAAUCCGUGGAGUUGGGCGAUGACCCAAUUUUAAUAGAUGCUAUCCAUAAAUAUGGACUAGCGUGGUGCAUUGAAGACUGGAGCAAUACACAAACCAAAUUGACAUUAUCUAAACAUGCAUAUGGUAUUAUAUGUUUUGUGUUAGUAUAUGCGACGCCAGGGUUACUUGUAACUGGCGCCUAUACAUUAAUGGGCCGAAGGCUUUGGGUGGUACGUCCACCUUGUGAUGAUCAACAGGGCAUGAUCAGUGUUCAACAGGUUAGAAUGAUUCGUGAAAGACGCAGAGUGGCUAGGAUUUUAUUCUUUUUAGCAGUUAUAUUUGCAUUAUGUUGGCUUCCUUAUAAUCUAUUAACAUUAUUUUUAGAUUUGGAUGUAAAUUUAAUUCAGAUCGGCUUGGACCAAGAAAGCCUUAUGAAAUGGUAUCCCUUUACUUUAUUGUUAGGUCAUGCUAAUUCAGCAAUAAAUCCUUUGCUUUACUGCUUUAUGACAAGAAAUUUUCGAAGAACAAUCAAAGGAUUUGUAUGUAACACAGGUAUUGCAAAACCAAGAAGAAGAAAUCGAUGCAAAGUUUCAGAAGGAGUUAGCAGAAAGGAGCACAACAAGUGGAUGCGGCUCGUACCGCAACCCACAUCGGCUGUACUUCACCCUAGCCCAAUUGCGCCAAAACAAUACCAUUCAAACAAGAACUGCAACCAUAUCAAACCUUGCCGUGCUGUAAAAGAAAAUGUACACUCUGAAUAUAGUUUAUAAUGUUCAAAAUUAUACUAUUUGCGAUAUUAAUUAACAUACCAUGUAUAAAUUUAUUUCAUAUUUAUAUAAAAUUCAAUAUUAUAAUAUUAUUAUAUAUUGUAUUAAAACUUAAAAAAAGCUCAUAAAUUUGCCAAUGAAGUGUAUAAACUUCUUUUAACUAUAUCAUUCAUUUUUUACUAUUUUUCUUUAUAUAUUUUAUAUAAAUCUAAAUAAUCUAAUAUUGUUAAGUGUAUUUAAUUUUCAAGAUUCUAGCUCCU
Molecule: messenger RNA, 1846 nt
Organism: Daktulosphaira vitifoliae (grape phylloxera)
Lineage: Eukaryota; Metazoa; Arthropoda; Insecta; Hemiptera; Phylloxeridae
Product: QRFP-like peptide receptor
Exons: 9
Coding region: 267-1589 (440 amino acids)
Biological process (GO): G protein-coupled receptor signaling pathway
Cellular component (GO): membrane
Molecular function (GO): peptide binding; neuropeptide Y receptor activity
Source: RefSeq, a predicted model, not a curated record